AUGUCCUGUGUGCCACGAGGAUCGAUUCCAAAUGGACGAUCUCGGGCAGUUCUCCAGCAGAGCACGAAAGUCAUUGCCAGCGAUGCGCGACAGAGCCAUUGGCAAGCUGCACUUGCAACGCUUUGGAGUAUCGCAGAUAAGGAUGUGGAGGCAGACAGCAUUCUCUACUGUGCUGCACUGGGUGCUCUGGAACGCGCCAUUCGCUGGGAGACAGCCUUGGGCGUGGUUCAAAGCAUGCUGUGCAGAGCAGUAGACCUGUACGAUCAUGGCCUGAACUACGUCGCCCUCACCUGCAAGAAAUCUGGUCAGUGGCAGCGCUUACUGCGACUACUGGUAUCCUCAUUCCGAGGAGUUGAACAUCCCGCCCAUGAGGUCGCCUUCACUGCGGGCUUGGAUGCUUGCCGCGCACGCUGGGCUCAGGGCCUUGGUUUAUGGCGCUGCCUCGCACAUCUCCGUGCAGAAGCGGACGCAACAGCGUUGUCCGCAGUGGUUGCCGGGUUGCGCCAGGCUGCUGAAUGGCAGCACGCUGUAGGACUGAUGCAGGAGUGUUUCCGCUUUGGACCUGAACCAGAUGCCGCGCUAUGCAAUGCCGUGGCAACAGCUUGCGAAGCCCGCCAGGAGUGGGAACAAGCACUAGAAGUAUUGAGGAAGAUGUUGUCUUCGGAGGUGGAGCCCGACAUCAUCACAUUCAGUGCCAUCAUAAGUGCCUGCGAGGCAGAUGAGCAGUGGGCCUUUGCGCUUGCCAUCCUCACGGAGAUGCAAAAGCACUUGAUCACUUCUAACGUCAUCACGAACAAUGCCGCAAUUGCGGCAUGCGCUGCAGCGGGUCAAUGGGUCCAAGCCACGGCGCUCCUUCGUGCCAUGUGCAAUCCAGAUGCUGUCAGCUUCAAUGCGGCAAUCGCUGCUUGCGAGGCUGAUGCAAGGUGGCAAAUAGCUGUGUUCCUGUUGCAGGACAUGAAGCUCAAGCGCCUUUUGCCAGAUGCGCUGACACACAAUGCAGCACAGCGAGCCUUGAAGGCGGCCUGGCAAUGGCAACGAUCACUGGAUCUUUUGGCAGACAUGAAGUCGGACAUUUGCAAUGGAGGAAUGAUGCCGGACUUAAUCACCUACUCGGCUGCCUUGUCGGUAUGUGAGAAGGUGCUGGCAAAGGACCAGGCUGUGGCCCUGCUGGAAGAAGUCGACAUGCUGGUCAGCGGUGAUUGGCCAUGGCUGAUGUGUACUGCGGUUCAAAAGGCACGACUGCAGCACGUCCAGGGGACAGCCUUCGGCUUGCUGGAGGAGAUGCCCUGUCUCACAGACAGUUACCUGGAGGCACUCUUCCUGUGCCAGAUGUGCGUCAUCUUCCUGGAUCCUGGGCAAGUCUCUCUUGACUCGAACAGGCUGGCCCUGGCAGUUCGCAGCCUCUGCGUGCUCGUUGUUUUCUGCCGGAGAACAUUGCUGCACCAGCUCCUGAAGCUGUCAGGUGAGCCAACGGCCUGCUUGGAGGCAUCAAGGCAUCUUCAGAGCUUUCUCGGUGAGAGCAUGCCACGCCUUUUCGAAGUACUUGCCGACCUGGCUUGUGGAAAAGGGCGUUGCCAGACCGUGCGACGCUGUGGCCUGUGGAAACUGGCACUGGAGGCACUCUUCUACUUGGUGGAAGACAGCCUGGCAGCUAUUGGACGUUUCGAUCUGGACUCCGAUGCAUCCAAUAGCUACUGGAGCGCGUUGACCACAUCCUUCUCAAGGGUCCUGAGCGGCGCUCUCCAGUCACCAAGGCGAAGCACUCAACCAGUCCCGACAAGAUCCAGCAAAUGCGACCACAACAGGUCCGAAGCGAACAUGGCGGAUGUCAGUGUUCUCUCGCAGGUGCUCGGCAAUCUUCUCAUGCAGCGGAUCCUGCCAUGCUCCAAGACGCCGGCUACUGCUGCAGAAAGUGCAGUGCAUCUACUUCAGGUGCUGGUCAGUCAGCAGGGCAUGGGCUCAUCGAGCCUCAGGCACUUCUUCGCGCUCUGUGCCAUGCAGCCUGAGGUGCCAGAGGUCGGAAAUCCCACCGAUGAGGAAGAGUUGAAGCUGAGCGUCAUCACUGCCACAGCCAAAGGUGCCACGACAGUGUCAUCGGUGAGGCAAAUUCCGUGUCGACCAGCCCUACUUGGCAUUGCAGUACCAGCACUAGUGGCCCACGUUCGUGCACUUUUCGCGAGAUAUUUGCAAGAUGAGGAAGCUCGGCAGAGGGGAGCUCCCAUGGCCGACGCAGCCGCGCAAAAGGCAAUCGAGGUCCGUCAGGCCUUGAUGCUUUUGCAAAAGAUGCAAGUAGACGAGGCCGCUGUUGCAGCAGCGACGACAGGCGCUUCUCUAAAGGCCAGAUCAGCAUGCAGCUUGGCUGGCUCUCGUGGCUUGGUGAUGGCGUUGCUUCCACAGCUAGCAUCCCUGGCUUCGGUUGGGGCACCAGAUGUGCGGCGAGCUGUGCGAGAGGUUCUGGAGGCCUUGGCAAGUGAGCUCGAGUUGUAG
Messenger RNA from Symbiodinium natans, 2487 nucleotides. Lineage: Eukaryota; Dinophyceae; Suessiales; Symbiodiniaceae. The record is from the annotation of a GenBank genome assembly.